This is a messenger RNA of Oncorhynchus gorbuscha (pink salmon), 1244 nucleotides long. RefSeq names its product mediator complex subunit 19a (gene med19a). Gene Ontology annotation, molecular function: transcription factor binding; transcription coregulator activity. Bases 139 to 873 code for a protein of 244 amino acids. Lineage: Eukaryota; Metazoa; Chordata; Actinopteri; Salmoniformes; Salmonidae. Gene Ontology annotation, biological process: positive regulation of transcription by RNA polymerase II. The record is from RefSeq and is a predicted model, not a curated record. The transcript has 6 exons. Gene Ontology annotation, cellular component: mediator complex.
ACUACGCCGACUAUGCCACAAAGAAGUCGAGACAAGUUGUUGUCAGACAAUCGUGGCUCAAUGUGUACAAAACUAAAAGUAUAGGGGAGGAAAUCGAUGUCUUUAAAAAUAUAUAUAUAUUAGAUACUCGCAAUAGACAUGACGGAAAUGUUUUCAAAUCUGUAUGGGCAAAAUGAAGCUCAGGGACCACCCGGAUCAUCGUCUUUGGGAUUCGGACCGGGAAAACCACCACCGCCUCUGCCGCCAAAUCAAGUCACAAUGGCGGCUCAGAUGCCACCUCAGCACGGGGAUGAGGGGCCUGCUCUACGGAAGCCGGGAGCAAUGAACGAACCUUUUUAUUUACUGCGAGAGCUACCAGUGGGCAAUGAGCUGACGGGCAACACCAACCUAAUCACCCAUUACAACCUGGAACACGCCUACAACAAGUUCUGUGGCAAGAAGGUUAAGGAGAAGCUCAGCAACUUCCUGCCAGAGUUACCAGGUAUGAUAGACUGUCCUGGCACCCAGGAUGGCAGUUCAUUGCGCUCUCUGAUAGAGAAGCCUCCAGUGUGUGGCAACUCCUUCAGCCCUCUGACCGGAGCCAGCCUCACCGGCUUCAGACUACACACCGGACCUCUACCAGAGCAGUACAGACUGAUGCACAUACAGCCCCCAAAGAAGAAGAGCAAAAACAAGCACAAACACCACCGACCACAAGAUCCCAUACCACAAGAAACCCCGUCAGACUCUGACCCCAAGAAGAAGAAGAAAAAGAGGGAUGACGACCCCGAUCGCAAGAAGAAAAAGAAGGACAAGAAAAAGAAGAAGAACCGCCACAGUCCGGACCACCCUGGCUUGGCUGGCUCUCAGCCCAACAGCAACAGCCUCCGAUAGACCAGACAGACACGGUGUGUGUGUGAGGAGCAGCGUGUGAGUGUGUUUGAAGAGAAUCAGGAACUGUUUGUGAGAAUGUAUGCAGAUACGAGAGAUUAUGCAUUUGUGAGAGAGGCAUACGCAAAUGUCUGUUUGUACAGUAUGUGAGUUUGUGAGAAAGUGUGUGGGUGGAAGAUUGGAUGUGAGCAUGGUAGAGUAAUGUUGUUACAGUAUGACAGACAGAAGGUCACUGAUGUUCUGACUGAGUACAGUGCCUUCGGAAAAGUAUUCAAACCCCUUGACCAUUUCCACAUUUUGUUACGUUAGUCUUAUUCUAAAAGUGAUUCAAUUGUUUUUUCCCUCAUCAAUCUACACACAAUACCCCAUAAUGA